CUUAAUUUUAUUUUGUUUUCUCUCCUUCUCCCAGUCCCCACAUCCUUUUCUUUUCUUUUUAUUUAUUCCUCUGUUCUUCUUUACCUCCUUUUCGACUGGUGGAGUAGAUACCCUUUGCAGGAAUAAUUACAUAUAUGUGUAUAAAUAUAUAAAUAUAUGCAGACCAGACCAUCAUCAACUUUUGCAAACAGUGAAGGAGAGUACUAAAAUGCAGAGCUCCUCAGAUAUGUUUUUUAACUCUGGUUUUUACCUCAGAGGUGAUGACGGUGGGAGUGGCGGCGGGCGUUUAUUUGACGUCGGAGAACUAUCCCACUCUGCUCCAUUUCACCACCAUGAAGAUGCUCUUCUCGAUUGUAGCAGAAGCUCAAUUUAUAAUGAAAUGAGACGAAGCAAUAAUGCAUCCAUUGUCUCUCCCAAUAGCAUGCACUUUGGCGAAAUCAACACUAGCAUUGGGUCAUCGGAGACGGGGGUGGUGGACGCAGGAGGGGGGUUUAUGGUGGAGAGAGGCGGUAGAAGGGCGGUGGCGAGUUGUGGUGGCGGGGCUGUGGGAUAUGGGAAUGUUGAGAACUGUGGAGACUCUGGGACGGCGGAGCACAGCCAGCAGACGGAUGACACUUCCACCGAUGUUGACACGGAGGAGAAAGUUCAGAGCGUUGGCGUCACGCAUGGUGCUAUAAUAGGAUUAGAGAAGCCCAAAGGAAAGCUGGGGGAGCAAAAGUCUCUUCGUAGACUAGCUCAGAACAGAGAAGCUGCUCGUAAAAGUAGAUUGAGGAAGAAAGCAUACGUUCAACAGCUGGAGAAUAGUAGAGUAAGGCUAACACAACUAGAGCAGGAACUUAAGCUUGCCCGCCAACACCAGGGAGCAUAUGCUGCUGCAUCUGGAUUUGUUGGAGAUAAAAGCCAUUCUUCUAUUGGAAAUGGUGCUUUGGCAUUUGACAUGGAAUAUGGUAGCUGGCUUGAUGAGCAUCAACGGCUAGUGAGCGACCUGAGAUCGGCUGUACUCUCUUUCAUGGGAGAUAAUGAAUUACGUCAUCUUGUUGACGGAGUGAUGUCACAUUACGAUGACCUGUUUAAGAUCAAGCGGAUUGGUGCGAAGGCCGACGUUUUUCACGUGCUAUCGGGAAUGUGGAAGACUCCCGCUGAAAGAUGCUUCAUGUGGUUGGGCGGCUUUCGUUGCUCCGAGAUUCUUAGGAUACUAGUGAGUCAUUUGGAGCCAUUGACAGAGCAACAAUUGGUGGGGAUAUGCAAUUUGCAGCAAUCUUCACAACAAGCUGAGGAAGCACUGUCACAAGGAAUGGAAGCUUUGCAACAACUGCUUGUGGAGACGCUCUCAUCGGCGUCUCUCGGUUCCGGGAAUGUUGGCGAUUUCAUGGACCUUAUGGGGAUUGCUAUGGGGAAGCUAGCCACCAUAGAGAACUUGCUCUAUCAGGCUGAUCUACUGAGGCAGCAAACAUUGCACCGAUUGCACCGAAUCUUGACGACACGUCAAGCAGCUCGCGCCCUUCUGGCGAUGAGCGACUACAUGUCUCGACUCCGUGCUCUCAGCUCUUUAUGGUUAGCUCGGCCUAGAAGCUAGCUGAUCAUGAAACAGCUUUAUUACUAACCACUGUCUCCUAAUGACUCAAACACCACCUUGAGAGUUGUGUAAUUACUAUUUUCAGUAAUCUAACAUAGAUUGAGAUUUUUAGUGGUUGAAUCAUUGAAUGGAAUCUGACCAAGAAACUGGCUGCUAAACAAGGAGUCGUCAAACGUUGUUGUCUCGUAUAUUUAGCUCUCACCAGAUUAUGUCAUUCAUGUUUGAUGAGAUUAAAUUAUGGUAAAAAAGUCAGAUAAUUAUCCUUCAUGUUUCUCGAUCGUUUUUCUGUGGAUGUUGCGCUAAGACUUGUCAUUUUUAAUUUGUUCAUGACUCGUAGAAAAACAAAAACUUGCCGUUUGACAAUAUUGUUUUUGGGCAUAUUAGUUUAUCAACCAAUUUUUU
Messenger RNA from Cuscuta epithymum, 1978 nucleotides. The record is from the annotation of a GenBank genome assembly. Lineage: Eukaryota; Viridiplantae; Streptophyta; Magnoliopsida; Solanales; Convolvulaceae.